CUUCCUUCCAGUCCCCGCCUCCUGCCUAAGGAAUCCUCUCCUAACAACGACGACAAACGGGUUUUCUAGACCUUUUCCUCCAGACACUUUCAGUUCCUGACUUUCCUUCCCACAAACCCGCAGACCGCCGCUCACAGGGCCGCGGUCCCCACACAGAGCCACCUGGCCUCCCAGAGGCCCCGUGGGGCACUCCAAAGUAGUCUGCACCGCACUCCUUCAUUGCAGCCAGGGGCGCUCGGACCGACCCGGCGCCCCUUCUCUGGACCCCUCGUGUGGUCUCGUCAGCGCGCCCCAGAAGAAAGCCACGCCCUCUAAGGCUCCCGCGGGCCCGCGCAGGAGCCCCCUCCUCCUGGGCCAGGAUGCCGUUUGGCUACUCUGUGCGGAGCGUGCGCUCCGAGGAGGGCAGCGACGUCUUCCUGGAAGGACUGGUGGAAUGGGAGCUGAGCAGACUUCAGCGACAGAGCAAGGUGAUGGAGGGGGAAAGGCGGGCCUACAGCAAGGAAGUCCACCAGCUCAUCAAGAAGCAGCUCGAGGAGAUCCAACGCCUGGAAGAGACUCGGGCCAAACUUCAGGUCCAGAUUAACGUGGCCCAGACCCAGGUCAAGCGGCUGGGCGACAGCCAGCGGCUGGAGGACAUGGACCGCCUGCUAAAAUGCAGGGCUCAGGUGCUGGCGGAGUUGGAGGAACUGCAGGAGCAGACCAAGGCCGUGGACAAGCGGAUCCGAGAGUGGGAGGUCCUCCUCCUUACCCAGAGUAAGGAGGCCAUGGCCCCGGGAUUAAUCCUGGACUAUAAGGUCAAGAUGCGACGCAGAAUUAAGAUUCUCGAAGACCAGCUGGACAGGGUCACCUGUAGCUUUGACAUCCAGCUGACUCGAAAUGCAACCCUGCGUGAGGAGCUGGACCUGCUGCGUAUAGAGAGGGGCCGCUAUCUGAACAUGGACCGAAAGUUGAAGAAGGAGAUCCACCUCCUCCGGCAGAUGGUCAGUGCCCUCAUAGUCUCCUCCACCUCUGCCUACUCCGUCAGGGAGGAAGCCAAGACCAAGAUGGGCAUGCUGCGGGAGCGAGCGGAGAAGGAGGUGGCUCAGAACGAGACGGAGGCGCAGAUCCUGCGGCGGCAGAUCUCGCACCUGGAGCAGCUGCACCGUUUCCUUAAGCUCAAGAACAACGAGCGGCAGACGGACCCCGACAUUGUGCAGAAGCAGGAACAGCGUGCCCGGGAGGUGGCGGAGGGACUGCGGAAAACCUCUCAGGAGAAGCUAGUGCUGCGCUACGAGGACGCCCUGAAUAAAUUGUCGCAGCUGACGGGCGAGAGCGACCCCGACCUGCUGGUGGAGAAGUACCUGGAGACCGAGGAACGUAACUUCGCCGAGUUUAACUUCAUCAACGAGCAGAACUCGGAGCUGCAGCAUCUUCAGGAAGAGAUCAAGGAGUUGAAGGAGGCCCUGGUCUUGGAGAGAGCCAACGCAGAGAGCCGGCAGAAGCUGCAGGAGCAGCAGCACACAGCCCUACAGCAGCAUGUGGACAAGGUGCAGGCAGAAUCCCUGCAGCUGGAGAUGCACUUUAGGGACCUUCGGGGAAUGCUGGAGAAGCUCAAGGGUGACAUCCAGCUCCUCCUCAUCAAGGCAAACUGCGAUAGCAGCUCCAUCGACGACCGCCUGGGGGUGAAGAGCAUGCGCGAUCGAGAGCUGAUCAUCUACCUGGGUAUCAUCGAAAAGCGCCUGGUGGAUCUGCUUACUGUGCAGGCCUUCCUGGAGACCCAGAGCCACACAACCUUGGCUGAUGCCGCCCUCAUGGCACUGGGCCAGAGCCAAGAGGAUCCUCCAAAGAAGUCGGUGUCACUGCUGCCCCCUGACAAUGUGGAGGAGCUUCCGGGCUUUGUGGCCAAAGACGACUAUCCGAUGAGCAGAGAGGAGUUGCUUAGCCAAGUGGUGAAGGCGGUGGAGCUGCAGGAGCUGGCCCAGGAGCAGAGCCAGCUGGCCGAGGCCGAGAGGAUGGCGUCCAGCAUCCCCAGCCUGUCCUUCUCCAGCACCCGGGGCUCCAACCAAACCCCCGGCCUUGGGGGUGCCAGGAAGUCCGAUGUGAUCCCAGGGUCCAUCCUGAGCCACAGGGCCAGCAAAGCCCGCGGCACCAGCUCUGGCGGUCAUGUCACAUUCGGCAUUCCGGGGUCCCCCAAUACCAGCGGGACCCCCGGGUCCAGUGGGGGCCACGGUACCUUCAGAGCCGGCAGCUCCAGCAGCUACCUGGGCUCUACUGGAUACAUGGACUCCAGCAGAGGUCAAGGAGGCACCGGCACCGGGUCAGACCUGAGCGGAGGCUUCACUUCUGGCAAAGGCCAGGCCUGGAGCCCAGGGCAGUCCUCCAGCGUCCCGCCCAGCUCCUCUACCAGCAAAGACUCAGGCGAGGAUGAGUAGGGAGCCUGGCUCUUUGAGUCUUAGCCAGAGCCUGGGCUCUGGGACUGUGACCACCCCC
Perognathus longimembris pacificus (Pacific pocket mouse) is the source of this 2469-nucleotide messenger RNA. It is a transcript of the gene Odad1, whose product is annotated as outer dynein arm docking complex subunit 1. The record is from RefSeq and is a predicted model, not a curated record. Gene Ontology annotation, cellular component: axoneme. Gene Ontology annotation, biological process: cilium movement; outer dynein arm assembly. Bases 360 to 2411 code for a protein of 683 amino acids. The transcript is spliced from 15 exons. Lineage: Eukaryota; Metazoa; Chordata; Mammalia; Rodentia; Heteromyidae.